Messenger RNA from Dreissena polymorpha, 7187 nucleotides. RefSeq names its product calcium-binding mitochondrial carrier protein SCaMC-2-like. The coding region runs from base 114 to 1556 and encodes 480 amino acids. The transcript has 12 exons. NCBI's taxonomy places the organism in Eukaryota, Metazoa, Mollusca, Bivalvia, Myida, Dreissenidae. Gene Ontology annotation, biological process: transmembrane transport. The record is from RefSeq and is a predicted model, not a curated record. Gene Ontology annotation, molecular function: calcium ion binding; ATP transmembrane transporter activity.
CGUUUCCCCAACCAAUGAGAAUAGUCGUUUCUUUUGGUCCAACAAGAAGUGUAAUAGUGGACAAAAUCUGAUGAAUUUCUGUGACAAUUUCGUUAUUUCUUCAAAGAACUAAAAUGUCGAAGGACGGAGGCGGUAUGUCUAAGGAUGUCGAUGAAGAUCGAAUGGCCAAGUUGUUUCAAGAAAUCGACAGAAACAAAGAUGGAACGAUUGAUAUAGACGAUUUGGUUGCCCGUCUCAAGGAAAAAAACGUGCCCGACGCCGAUAAACACGCAAAGAAACUCAUACGACACUGGGAAACGAAGUUAAUGAAGCAUGACUCGAACCACGAUGGCAAGAUUACGAUGGAGGAGUGGCGUCGCUACACUGAAGAACACGGCAAGAAGCUCAAAGGGUUCUUCACACAAAUUGAUCGCAACGAGGAUGGUGUCAUAGACACAGCUGAGAUACGACAGACAUUCAAGGAAGCUGGGAUCAACAUAUCGGAACAAGAGGCAGAAAAUCUGUUAAGAAGCAUGGACAAGGACGGUACGAGGCAGAUUGACAUACGUGAGUGGCAGGAGUACCACAUGAUGAGACCAAGCGAAAACUUUGACGAGAUUCUCCAUAACUGGAGACACUCCACGGGUAUAAUAAGGAGCAGUAUUAUCGACAUUGGCGACAACACCAUUGUCCCGGAUGACUUCACAGAGAAGGAGAUGCAGACGGGCAUGUGGUGGCGCCACCUGGUUGCCGGGGGAACGGCCGGCGCCGUAUCCAGGACCUGCACUGCACCCCUCGACAGACUCAAGAUUCUGUUUCAGGUUCAUGGUGGGAAGAUAGAAAAGAAGGACAAGUUGACGAUACGGGACGGCUUCAAUCACAUGCUCAAGGAGGGAGGAGUUAGGUCCCUUUGGCGCGGGAACGGUGUCAACGUCAUCAAGAUAGCGCCAGAGUCCGCGCUCAAGUUCAUGGCCUAUGAACAGAUCAAGCGGAUAUUCAAGGGAGAUAAGAAGGAGAUCACUGCCCUGGAGAGGUUUGCAGCAGGAUCCUCUGCUGGUGCUAUAUCUCAGUCCAUCAUCUACCCAAUGGAGGUAUUGAAGACGAGAUUAGCGUUGAGGAAGACUGGUCAGUACAAGGGGAUGUUAGACUGUGCCAUGAAACUGUACAAGGGAGAGGGGCUGAAAGUGUUCUAUAGGGGCUUCUGGCCAAAUAUCGUGGGGAUUAUACCAUAUGCUGGAGCUGAUCUGUGCAUUUAUGAGACCCUGAAGAACUUCUACUUGAGCGUGAACAAGGACAAGGACCCUGGUGUGAUGGUAUUGGUUAUGUGUGGGGCCACUAGCAGCACUUGUGGGCAGCUGCUCAGCUACCCGCUGGCACUUGUACGCACAAAACUGCAGGCCGAGGGUGGGGGCUCGACAACCACUAUGGGGAUGUUCAACAAGAUUCUCAAGGAGGAGGGCCCCAAGGGGUUCUAUCGAGGGCUGGGCCCAAACUUUCUCAAGGUCGCGCCAGCUGUCAGCAUAAGCUACGUCGCGUAUGAGAGUGUACGCAAACAUCUCGGUAUAAAAAUGUCCUAAAUACUGUAGCAAACUUGUGAUAUCCCUAGGAAACUAUUUUGUUGAAAUUAUCUCUUUUUUACUUUAUACAUAAAUAUUGUGCAUUUGAUUGUGUAUUUUGUUUGGGGGGGAAGGGAGGGGAGAGUGAUAUUUUGCCAUCAUAUUGGUAAUCAAGUCUCUGUAAUUAAGGGAUUUUGCAAGAAUUUCCUCAUGGUUUAGAAGGGAUUGGCAUCAAUACACCUUAUUGGCUUGGUGGAAACCCUAUGUCAUUGAUAAGGACAUAUGAAGUUCCGCAAUUAUACAAACUUAAGUGCUACUAUGACCAGCUUUUUGUCUGUCUUUGAUAUGCUAUAGGUACAAUUUUUAGUGGAGAUCUAGUACACAUAUAACCAAAUGAUAUGGGUAACAACAGAAAGCUACACAGAUAGAAAGUUGUUUCAUAUAUGUUUAUAUAUAAUAGUUAUAUACCCGGUAUAUAGAUAUUGUACUUGUUAAUCCCACUACAGUUUGACUUAUGUUAGAAAAUAAAAUCGUCUUUAUGUCAGACAAGCUCUUUUUUUCUUGUUUUUAUUCUUUUUUGUCAUUAUUUCACUGAGAUCACCUAUUUUCUAUUUUGUUAGUUUGUUCGAGAUUUAAGUUUGACUAUUGGUUAGAUAGUCUUAGCUUUACUUCUGAUUGUCUGUGUCACAGUCAGUGUAGUGAUCACUUUAAGGUUAAUGUGCACCACCUCCAUAUCACUACAUGUAUUCGAUUAAAACUUCGCACAUGUGUUUGGGGUCAUUUUGUAAGGUCACGGACCAAGUUCCAUAACUCUUUCGUGAUAUUUACUAAAAUUUUCCCAGUUUUUUACUUACAAAUUUCACUUAACAUUAACAGGCAUCAACGCCAUAUCUCUAUGUUUACAACCGAUAUUAACAUAAAGCUUCACAUCUUUGUUCAGGGUGUUCAUUAACAGUCACUGACCAAGACAUUUAACUUUUACCAGCAUUUUAGUAGGAUGAUGCCCCUUUUGUACUUUAAAAAGUAAGGGAAGAUUUGCAUGCAAGUUGAUAUUUACUUUAAAAUUUGCAUGCAACAAGUACAUAUCUCUGCAAUUACUUGAGAUGUUAUCUCGGAUGACUUACAGAAAAUGUACUUUAUACUAUCAAAGUGGAAGAACAGUUUAGAAUGCUGUCUGGGGAAGUUAUUGUUAGACUUUUUGUUUAAAAAAAACGUGUUCCAGACAUGUGUACAUUUAAUAUGAACAUGCUGUUAACUCCCUUUUUAAGUUUCAACAAGUCAAUUACUAAAUUUCCAAAAACUUUCUUUGGAAACUUCAAAUACUGGUUUGUUUAGCUAAUGGAAUGUUGUAAAUGCUCUAUGAGAAUCCAAGAACAUAUUAAUGGCUGUGAAAACAUGUUUUGGUUUAUCGGUAACCUGAAACACAAAUAUCAAGAUAACACUCAUGGCAUUUAGUUUGUUUGCUUGUUAAAUAGUGUUUACACUUGGUGCCUCAUUUUUUAAGCUCACCUGAUAGCUCAGGUGAGCUUUUGUGACCGGUCUUUGUCAGUCGUAUGUCCGUCCGUCCGUAAACAUUUGCUUGUAAACACUCUAGAGGCCACAUUUCUUUUUCCAUCUUCAUGAAACUUGGUCAGAAGCUUUGUCCCAAUGAAAUCUCAGCCUAGUUCGAAACUGGGUUGUGCCGGGUCAAAAACUAGGUCCCUAGGUCAAAAAAAAGACAAACCUUGUAAACACUGUAGAAGUCACAUUUCAUGCCCAAUUUUCAUGUAACUUUGUCAAAAUGUUUGUCUUAAUGAUAUCUUGGUUGAGUUCAAAAGUGGUUCCAAUCCGUUGAAAAACAUGGCCGCCAGUGGGCGGGGCAGUUCUCCUUAUUUGGCUAUAGAGAAACCUUGUAAACACUGUAGAAGUCACAAUUUUUGCCCAAUCAUCAUGAAAGUUGGUCAAAACAUUGGUUCAAUUGAUCGGUGAAAAAACAUGGCAGCCAGUGGGCGGGGUAUUUUUCUCGAUAUGUAUAUAGUGGCAGUUUUCCCUAUUUGGCUAUAGAGAAACCUUGUAAACACUCUAAAAGUCACAAUUUUUGGCCAAUCAUCAUGAAAGUUGGUCAAAACAUUGGUUUUAUUGAUAUCUCGGACGAGGUUGAAAAUGGUCGGGAUCGGUGAAAAAACAUUGCCGCCAGUGGGCGGGGCAUGUAUCUAUAUGUAUAUAUUGAAAACAUGUGAACACAGUAGAAGUCACAUUUUUGGCCCAAUUUUCAUGAAAUUUGCUCAGAACAUUUGUUUCCUUGAUACGAGAGUUGAGUUCAAAAAUGGUUCCGGUCAGUUGAAUAACAUGGCUGCUGGGAGGGGGGGGGCAGUUUUCUCAUUAUGCCCCCCCCCCCCUUUCGAAGAAGAGGGGGUAUAUUGUUUUGCUCAUGUCGGUCCGUCCACCAGAUGGUUUCCGGAUGAUAACUCAAGAGGGCUUAUGCCAAGGAUCAUGAAACUAUAUUAUGGUACAUUGAUCAUGACUCACAGAUGACCCCUAUUGAUUUUCAGGUCACUAUGUCAAGGUCACGGUGACCUGAAAUAGUAAAAUGGUUUCUGGAUGAUUACUCAAGAACGCUUAUGCCUAGGAUCAUGAAACUAAAUAGGUACAAUGAUCAUGACUCAUAGAUGACACCUAUUGAUUUUCAGGUCACUAGGUCAAAGGUCAAGGUCACAGUGACCUGAAAUAGUAAAAUGGUUUCUGGAUGAUAACUCAAGAACGCUUAUGCCUAGGCUCAUGAAACUUCAUAGGUAUAUUGAUCAUGACUCGCAGAUGACCCCUAUUGAUUAUCAGGUCAAUAGGUCAAAGGUCAAGGUCACAGUGCCAAAAAACGUAUUCACACAAUGGCUGUCAAGGUCACGGUGACUCAACUUAGAAAAAUGGUUUCCGGAUGAUAACUCAAGAAUGCUUAUGCCUAGGAUCAUGAAACUUCAUAGGUACAUUGAUCAUGACUCGCAGAUGAAAUAAUGAUGAAACUUGACCAGGAUGUUUGUCUUGACAAUAUCUAGGUCAAGUUUGACACUUGGUAAAGAUUGAAUGAACCGACUCCUCUCAGGUGAGCGAACUAGGGCCAUCUUGGCCCUCUUGUUUACGUUAUUAGGAACACAUGUAUUUACUGUUUUCAUACUUCUAGAUAUAUGUACGUUUAAUUAUAUGUGCUUCACUUAUUGCAUUUCUUUUUCAAUAUGUGAUUGUUUUUGUUUGAUCAUUCCUGAUGCUGUCAAAGAACUAUUAUGCAGAGCCUAAGUUUGUUAUCAUUUGAAUGCAUAACAUGAUUAUAUACUAGUAACUUCAAUGGUUAUAGAUGUAUUCAUUCUCAAUUUAUCCUUAAAUAUUUUGCUUUUAUAAUAAAAGAGAUAAGAGUAACUGGAAAACCCCCAAAUCUUAACAUGUUUGGGGAGGACGCAUCUCUGUAAACACCUUAUUACUUGUGUACCUUACGUGCUCUAUUGUAUUGCUUUGUGUAUAUACCAUACUUUCAUAGUCCUCUGAUAAUAGAGUAUAGAUUUAUUUUGGCUGGUUUUGGUAUCUUUAUUUUAUUAUAUCAAUUAUAUGCAUAUUAUUAUAUACUUAGUUAAAUAAAACAUUACGUUUCUCAUGUCCAUAGUAUCUAGGUGCUUAGCUCAUGCAUAUUAUUUUUUUAUAAUUUUUACUGUAGCCUAAGUUCUAUAAUGCAGUCACAGAGUUAUAUUUAUGUUUCGUCUUCUUGUUCUGGUUUGUAUCAAUAGACAGAGUAUUAAUUCUUUCAUUUAUUUAGUCCAUUACAAAUUGAAGAAUCUUAUAACUGAUUACCAAUGCAGCUAUGUAACUCUCAUAGGAAUGGGACAUCAAAUUAUGAGCGCCUACAAGUAUAACCAAUUAAUAUAUUUGUUUUAUGGAAAUAAAUCUUAAUUACAGGUUUCCAUUGGUAAAAAAGAAAUUCUAAUGUCAAAGCAGUAAUCUAAUUAAUGUUUUACCUCAAGAUCCGGAAUUUAUACACCAUUACAUUUUGAUUAAAAAUAAUUCUUGCCUUGUUCUACAUAAUUAUAUUCACAUAAAUUAUGCUAGGAUAAUUAAAAUUGCAGCAUUUGAUUUUUCAAUUGAUUUUUGGUUUCAUGGUAAAGUAUGUUUGCUGCACAUUGUAUGUUGAGUUGUAUGUUAAAUUAUAUUAAACACUUGUUUAUUAGUUAUGCUUAAACAUCAUGUAUGUUUAUCCCAUGUCCAUGGCUUCUUCAGAUUGAAUGUGGCACAAGCGUCCAUAUCUUAAGCAUAUUAUCCAUCAUAAACUACUUAAACCCUUUACCACUUAAAUAUGUAUUUUCACGCAUUUGUAGUCCCAUACUAAGUUAAAUUUAAUUAAAUAUCUUUAUCACUUAAUUCAAGUAUUAAAGGCUUCAUUUCCAAACCUUAGAUACUGAUGAGUAACAAACAGCAUAAAGCCUGAACAGAAUGGGAGUCACACGCAGGCUGUUCUGGUUUCAUGCUUUUUGCAUAAGCCAUUCUCAUCAGAAAAUAUUGCUAUACACAGAAAUAAUAUCUAAUAAUAUUGUUUGAUUAGCUUGGCUGUUUUCGGAGAAAACCUGAGGUAUUGUCAUAGCCAGCUUGUCAUCCACCGUGCUAAAACCUUAACAUUGGCUUUAAUAUCAACGUGCUUCCACCUACAACUUUGAAACUUCAUAUGUAGCUGCCCCUUGAUGAGUUCUACACGCCACACCCAUUUUGGGUCACUAGGUCAUUGUCUCUGUAAUAUUCUUCUGACAAGCUUUUAUUUAUUAAAAACUGCACCCACAGCAGAGCGUUGGCACCCGCUUUGUGGUGCUCUUGUUGCUUCACCUGGAAUAGGUGAGAAAUCUUAUUUAAAUUUAAUAGCAAUACAAGAGAAUAGAUUUCAUUUGAAUUACUUUUUGUACUACUCAAUGGUUGCAUACUACACUUGGCCACAAUAAGGUUGUAAAAGACCAAAUUACAAAUACUUAUUAAAAAUGAAACAAAUGGAUGCCUAAAAUAGAAGGUCUUAAAAAACAAACUAUUACAAACCAUAUAUAAGUUUGAUUUUUUAGUCACAUCGUAAACUUAAUUUACAAAUUAGGAAAUACUUUAUUGACUUGGAAAUUGGCAAUUUAGCAAGGCAAGUUCUGUGCAAAAUCAUUACAAAAAAUGUAAAAAAAAAAAAAAAUCAGUAAUUUCUGCAGUGAUAAAUAUUUUUUAGUUUGGUUUAGAUUUGUUCAUUGUCAUCUCCAACGGUAUUAAAUAAACUGAUGUUAUAAAUCAAAGUAAAACGUUAGAUUUGAUACUGAACAAUUUAUUUCACUUUUAGUUGGGUAAAUAUUUUUAAUUGAUUGAAGGAAACUCCGAAGAAUAAACAGAUAUGCGUAACCUUCAUUGUCAAAUAUCACUUUGGCCAUAAAAUGAUGUAAAUUAUGCUAGCAGUGGACUACAACAAGAAAGCUAUUUCUGAAUUAUAAAUAUGUCAUUUAAUUCAUUAAAAGGAACGCAAUACUAUUGGGCUAGAGACAAGUGAAUUAAAUUCUAUGUGGCCUGUUUUCUUUGUUAUAAUAUGAAUGACUGCUUAUAUUUCUUUGUACAUUUUUUCUCACGGUUAACAUGUAUAGCAAUAUUGAACUUUGAAGUAAAGAUCUUUUUUACUUUGAA